Messenger RNA from Microtus oregoni (creeping vole), 2169 nucleotides. It is a transcript of the gene Pram1, whose product is annotated as PML-RARA regulated adaptor molecule 1. The coding region runs from base 1 to 2169 and encodes 722 amino acids. The record is from RefSeq and is a predicted model, not a curated record. Lineage: Eukaryota; Metazoa; Chordata; Mammalia; Rodentia; Cricetidae. Gene Ontology annotation, cellular component: plasma membrane. Gene Ontology annotation, molecular function: protein binding. Gene Ontology annotation, biological process: T cell receptor signaling pathway; integrin-mediated signaling pathway; protein localization to plasma membrane. The transcript is spliced from 11 exons.
AUGCAGUGUGACUUCUCCACGGCCUCACGGCCUACCAUGACACUGCACCUUCAGGACCACCGCCCCAACACCCCCACAGACCUGGCGCCCGGGUCCCUCCGGGCCGGUGCCCGGGCGGGUAAGGCUGAGGCAAUGAAGCCCGAGGCAAGAGCCAGUGGAGCAGAAACCACAGAUACUUCCUCAAAGCAGCAGCCUAAGCUCAGAGCCCACUCACCCCCUGAAGCCACAUCGCCCCCUGAAGCUAUGGGAAGCAAUCAGGACUUCCGAAACCUCCAAGCUAAGUUCCAGGCCUCUCAAGAGCCUGGAGAACCAUCCAGAAAACCCAUAAAGCCUGAGUUCAACAAACUCCUGAAGAAGUUUCCACAGACUGAGUUAAGUGAGCAGCCCAAGAAGGCCUCAGAGUCUGAGCUCAGCACAGUGUCCCUGAAACCCCUGCAGCUGCAGUUUACGGACAUCCCCAAGAAGACCUCACAGUCAGAAGGUCUUAGAAAGUCACCACAGCCUGAACUCAAACAUUUCCCAAGGAAGCCUCCACAUCCAGAGUUCACUAAUCUCCCCAAGAAGCCUCCAAAACUCAAGUUUGGUGAACUCACCAAGUCUCCACAGCUUGGGGAACCCCAGGAACCUAGUAUAUCUACCCAGAAGCCCCUGAAAUCUGAGCUCAGCAAUCCUGCCAGGCCCCCAGUAGAGCUCAAACCUACCACAUUUCCCAAGAAGUUCUGGCAGCCUGAAUCCAGUGAGGCCCCUCUGAAGUCCUUGCCCAAGAAGCCACUGCAGUCUCAGGCUGCUGGUUCCUCUAGGAAGUCCCUGACACAGGUAGAGUCCAGCGAAGUUCCUCAGACAUCCAAGCCUGGGUCCAGUGAGUUUUACCCCAACUCGCCAGAGCCUGACGUCAGUACCUUUCCCAAGAAGUCCCUGCAGUCUGAGCUCAAUGAGAAUUUCAAGAAAUCUCCAUCUCUUCAGGCCACUGGUUGCACAAAGUAUCCACAGCAGCCCAUGUCCUAUGAGGUCCCCCAGACAGCCCCCUGGAAACCUGAGUCAUAUAAUCCCCCAUCUCACUCCCUGCAGCCGGACGUCCAUGCAUUGCCCAAGAAGCAUCCACAGCUCCAGCUAAGUGACCUUACCAGGACAUCCUCGGAGCCCGAAGUCUGCAAAUUUCCCAAGAAGCCUCAGCAGCCAGCCCCCAAAGUGCUUUCUAAGAAGCCUUCGCAGCAGGAACUGGGUCAUCUCCCUAGAACAUCCUCAGAGCCUGAGUUCAGCUCACUCCCCAGGAAGUUUCUGAAGCCUCCACAUGGCAAGUUCUUCCAGCCUGACUUUCCCAAGGGUCUGCCCGGAAAGCCCAAACUUCCUGGUUCAGUAUCUGAGUGCUCCCUGCCCUCUGCCUUUGAGGGUUCCAGCCCCCAGUUCCCCCUCAGCCCUGGGUAUGGAAUCUCUCGGACACCCAAUUGGAGAUCAGAAGACUUCCAAGUCCAGCACCCGCCCCAGCGAAGGCCUUUGCCUUCAGCCAGCAGCCUGGGAUCUCCUCCAGCCAAGCCCCCAUUACCACCUGUCCCCAUCAGUAUCCAAAGCUUCCGGAGAGCCUCAGCAAUGGCCACAGCUGUCCUGAAGACUGGCUCUUCUGAGACCCACUUCCCAGCCCAACCUCAACAGACCCUGCAGAACCCGGACGAGAUCUAUGAGCUGUAUGAUGCUGUGGAAGCCACAAGUGACUCUAGUCUCAGCCCAAGGGGCAGAGAUGAAGUGCAGACUACCCAGCAAGUCACCAGAUGGCCUCAGCAGGACGCAGAGCUCAGGAAGAAUGCUACUCAACUACAGCAGCUGCCACCCACAGACCCCAAGCUGCUGAAACAGAUCAGGAAGGCAGAGAAAGCUGAGAGAGAGUUUAGAAAGAAGUUCAAGUUUGAAGGUGAGAUUGUGAUUCAAACAAAGAUGAUGAUUGACCCCAAUGCCAAGACCCGGCGUGGGGGUGGCAAGCACCUGGGUAUCCGUCGUGGAGAAAUCCUGGAGGUGAUCGAGUUUACUAACAAGGAUGAGAUGCUGUGCCGGGACCCCAAGGGCAAGUAUGGCUAUGUACCCAGAACUGCACUGUUGCCCUUGGAAACAGAAGUAUACGAUGAUGUCAGCUUUUGGGACCCUCUGGACAACCAACCAUUUCCUCAGGGACAGUAA